UUUUUUGUUGUUGUUUAUUUUUUAUUUUUUACAAUUCUCGACGUUCUCCUCUCCUCUCGCCAAAUGACUUCGUAAAAAUUAUUUCCGUGUAUUUAAAUGCGAAAAACGCACAAUGUCCUGUUGCAAGAAGGGCGGCAAUAAUAAGCCCGUGCAGAAGGUGGUGAUACCGAAGGGAAUGAUCAAUCCCGGCGAGACGACGAUCAUCGAGAUCCCGUCCAAUUUGCAGAAGCAACCGAUCGUCGUCGCCAAACGGAAGACGUCGUUGGAUUCGUUCAAGAACGCGUCGCAGUCGGGCGGCAGGAAAUGCUGCAAGGAUCAGGGAGGGAAAGGCAACAACACGCCCAACGGCAAGGACAAGAAGGGAGGCAACAAGAAUGCGAACGCGGCGACGUCGAACGAGCUAGAGAUUACCGAACGCAAGGAACGGGAGCAAUUCUUGAAGGAUUUAGAGGAAUUCCAGAAGGCGCGACGAAAGUUGCUGGCGAACGCUUCGUUUCUGGCCGGCGAGAAGGGAAAUUGUUGCAAGAA
Molecule: messenger RNA, 528 nt
Organism: Nicrophorus vespilloides
Lineage: Eukaryota; Metazoa; Arthropoda; Insecta; Coleoptera; Silphidae
Source: RefSeq, a predicted model, not a curated record